Trichosurus vulpecula (common brushtail) is the source of this 462-nucleotide messenger RNA. RefSeq names its product KRAB domain-containing protein 4-like. Bases 154 to 462 code for a protein of 102 amino acids. The transcript has 4 exons. Lineage: Eukaryota; Metazoa; Chordata; Mammalia; Diprotodontia; Phalangeridae. The record is from RefSeq and is a predicted model, not a curated record. Gene Ontology annotation, biological process: regulation of DNA-templated transcription.
GGUUUCUCGUCCUUAGUCCUGAGCUCCGUUGUGACGGGGUGAGGGGGAGCAAAGAGCUGGGCCAGGCCCAGGCGGAAGCCGGCUGCGGGGCUCUGCCGUCUGUGGCCUCUGCCCUGCCCUGCCUCUGUAGGUGGGAGCCUUGAGGAAGAGGGAAUGGCCCCUGUGCCGAGAGCCAGGCCUGGACAGGAAUCAUUGACAUUCAAGGAUGUGGCAGUGGAAUUCACCCAGGAGGAGUGGGUACAAUUGAACCCAUCUCAGAAAAUGUUGUACAGGGAUGUGAUGCUGGAGAAUUAUAGGAACUUGGUCUCUUUGGGAUUUGCAGGUUCCAAACCAGAUGAGAUCUACCAGUUGGAAAGAAGGGAAGCAUCUUGGAUGCCAGAGGCAGAUAUUUCCAGAAGCAGCUGUCCAGGUGACCUCAUAAAAACCAAGCAUAUGGGUUAUUGCAAACUAGUGAUCUGUUAG